AUGUUCGACACUCUUCGUCGAAGGGCUUAUAAUUGGUUUGUUAACCAAAAGGUGGAACUGAAGCAUGGUCACUCCUUUGGAUUUCGUUUUAGGAGGCGGAUGUCCCGAAUUGAACGACGUAUAGGGCCAGGAAUUAAAAAAGUGAUACCAACUUUCAUCGUUGCUCAUGUUGUAUACAUCAUUACAAUGGUUGUCUUAGCAUCUAUCUGGAUAUACCCAGUAAAGACGAUUGACUACAUCGAUGCUUUAUUUUUUGCUGCUGGCGCUUGCACCCAGGCAGGACUGAAUACUGUUGAUACUAAUGACUUAUCUCUGUUUCAACAGCUUUCGAUAUACAUUUUUUGCAUGUUGACGACUCCUAUUUUUAUUCAUGGUUCUUUGUCAGCCUUGAGGCUUUACUGGUUUGAAAAGACGUUUGACAACAUCAAGAUCAACUCCAAACUUCGUAGCAAAAUGAGACGAACUCAAACAUUAGAAUCUAGGCGCAAUAAAAACUUUAGGACCCAAACCAAUCCAGACGUUGAACCAGGUAUUCCUGACUCGCCCGAUAAACCGCCAAUUGACACUUCAUCCAAUUCUUCUGUUCGUGAUCAUUAUAACCAGGUGGAACAUUAUAGUGAGCCAAGCGAUUCGGGGGACGACUUGGAAAGAAAUGAACACGAUCCUAGCGUUGUCGUCAAUACAACUAGCAUUCAGCCAGGGGUUCACAAGGACAUAAAAUUUUCUGAGCUUCCAAAACCUACAGGACGUAAAGAUGUUCAACCCCAAGAUAUGUAUAUGUCUAUUGCCAUGCUCCAAAAUAAGCAGCCGUACACCUCAGAGCUUAGCGAGUCUGGGCCAGUGUUACAUAUUAAAGGCCCAGCUGAACGUCGCAAACAUAGAAGGCGUAGACGUUACAAAAGGAAAUCAAUCCCAGGUCCUAGAAGACCUUCCUCAGAGAGUGCAGUUGCACCUGAAAGCGAGGAAGGGAAUAGGCACCAUCAAACUGCUCAGUCCGGGCCCCUUUCGAUAACGAGUUCUACAGAAGGAAAUACGCUGAAUCGUCAUCAUGAAGAGUCACCAGUAGAGAAAAGUGAAAAGCCGUCUAUCUUUCAAGGAACUCCAGUUUCCUUCGACAAAAUUAUCAAAAAGAACCCGGUUGCCAAGAACUUCAACAAAUUGAAGCGACGAGCAUCCUCUACAGUGUUUUCAAGAAACAACAAUGAUACCGACGAGUCUGAAGACAGUUAUGCAGCAAUGUACGAUGAGGACAACAAUGAUGAAGAUUACGAUGACGACGAGGAGUAUGACCAGGAUGAAGAUGAAAGAGAAUUGGCAAGUCACACCACUCGAGGGAUGUCCACUAAUUAUUUAUCGUGGGAGCCAACCAUUGGAAGGAACUCUACAUUUAUUGCGUUAACAGAUGAACAGAAAGAAGAGCUAGGCGGCGUUGAAUAUAGAGCUACCAAAAUGUUGUCCAGAGUGGUAGUUUGCUACUACGUCGGGUUUCACUUGUUAGCUGGAAUCAUGUUUUUGGCUUUUGGUUGCUUGCAGAGUCAUUAUUCUAGGCUUUUCAGGUCCCAAGGAUUUGCUCCAGCGUGGUGGGGAUUUUUCACGUCUCAAAGUGUGUUCAAUGAUUUGGGAAUCACAUUGACCUAUAAUUCCUUCAUACCAUUUCAGCAGAACGCAUAUGUUCAAGUAGUAGCAUCAUUCUUUAUCAUCAUUGGAAACACAGGAUUCCCAAUUAUGCUGCGUUUCAUUGUAUGGGUACUCUUCAAGUUUGCCCAGCCACUUUCAAUGCGUAAAGAGUCAUUGGGAUUCCUUCUAGAUCAUCCGAGAAGAUGCUUUACACUGCUAUUUCCAUCAGCUGCUACGUGGUGGCUCUUUUUUGUGCUGGUAAUUCUGAAUGUGUUUGACUGGCUACUUUUUGUCAUCCUAGAUUUUCAUAGAUCCGUGGUUGAUGGAAUUCCUGGUGGGUACAAAGUUUUGAUUGGUAUCUUUCAGUCUGUUUCAACUAGAACUGCCGGAUUUGCAAUUGUAGAUUUAGCGCACAUCCAUCCAGCAGUCCAAGUGAGUUACAUGGUUAUGAUGUACAUUUCAGUUCUUCCUUUGGCCAUUUCCAUUAGAAGAACCAAUGUCUACGAAGAGCAGUCUUUAGGAGUUUAUUAUCCUCCUGGACAAAUGGAGGAAGAUGAGUCUGAUGCCCAUCAAAAUAAACCUGGCACUUUCAUUGGUACUCAUUUGAGAAAGCAACUAUCCUUUGAUCUGUGGUUCUUAUUUUUGGGGUUGUUUAUUAUAUGUCUUGCAGAUGGAGGUCGUCUUUCAAGUGGAGAUCCUGGAUUUACUGUUUUCCAUGUGCUAUUUGAAAUUGUUUCUGCUUAUGGAACUGUAGGGUUGUCUCUUGGCUAUCCAGGAACCAACACAUCCUUCAGUGCUCAAUUCAGUGUCAUAUCAAAAUUAGUGAUCAUUGCUAUGAUGAUCAGAGGAAGACACAGAGGACUACCGUACUCACUAGAUAGAGCUAUAUUGUUGCCUUCUGAAAAGAUGAAGAAACGUGACGACAAACAGGCAAGACAUGCAAUUAUGAGAACUAUGACUAUGGACAACACCCUAUCUAGGAUGAGUUCUGGCCAUUCAGCUGCUACUGCUAAUACUCGCAAUGACACCUUGAUGCAGAGACUAAAAAGGACCAUCAUUUUUAAUAUCAGACAUGAAGAACAGAAUCAAAGGCUCUCUUGCCCAAGAAUUCCCUCGUUCAAUGACUUCCCAGUCGUUAGAAAAAACACAUUCACAAUCUCUUCGGAGAACUCGUACUACCCCUGUUGA
Messenger RNA from Komagataella phaffii GS115, 2805 nucleotides. Its product is annotated as Component of the Trk1p-Trk2p potassium transport system. Gene Ontology annotation, biological process: potassium ion import across plasma membrane; intracellular potassium ion homeostasis. The record is from RefSeq and is a predicted model, not a curated record. The transcript has a single exon. Gene Ontology annotation, cellular component: plasma membrane. NCBI's taxonomy places the organism in Eukaryota, Fungi, Ascomycota, Pichiomycetes, Pichiales, Pichiaceae. Bases 1 to 2805 code for a protein of 934 amino acids. Gene Ontology annotation, molecular function: high-affinity potassium ion transmembrane transporter activity.